CCUGCCUUCUGCUCACCCCUGUCCUGCACACAGAUACAGACCUGCCUUCUGCAACCCUCUGUCCUGCACACAGAUACACACCUGCCUUCUGCAACCCUCUGUCCUGCACACAGAUAUACACCUGUCUUUAUCUACAAAUAACUUCAGCUGAGAUAUAAACCUGUCUGUAUCCACACAUAACCUCACCUGGAUAUACACCUGUCUUUAUCCACAUAUAACCUCACCUGGAUAUACACCUGUCUGUAUCCACAUAUAACCUCACCUGGAUAUACGCCUGUCUGUAUCCACAUAUAACCUCACCUGGAUAUACACCUGUCUGUAUCCACAUAUAACCUCACCUGAGAUAUACAACUGGAUUCUGAAGAUUAGUUUCUCUUACCUGGGACAAUGGGUAGGAGAUCAGAACUACGAUUAAGAUUAUCAAUGUAUGCCUUGCUUUUUUACUACGGUAAGUCAGGGGAUAUUGCUGACAUUUUAUUGUUGUUACAACUAAGAUUUUUGCCAUUUAUUAUAUGCUCAUUAUUGGUUUUAUCAUUAUUUUUCCACUGGUUAGUUUUUUUCUGCUUACAUUUGUAUUUAUGAUAUUUUAUACAGAGAGAACAAAUAAUAUAAAUAGAUGAGCUAUACAGAAGAACCAGAGGUUAAGAAUUCUCUAAACAUUAUGUACCACAAGGCUAAUGGUGAAGUAGUUGGCACAUUUUUCCAGAACACAAUAAUUUUUUUCUGGAUUUGAAAUGAUACCAAGUGCUCACAAACAACCAAACAAACAUCACUUUUAUUGCAAACUGAUCUGCUCAAAGAGAACAUUAUAAAGCCGUAAUUCCAUAUUUCUGAGUUGAUAUUUAAAAGAAAAAAAACAAGAAAAUUGUUUCUGCCACAUACGUAUUUCAACCCUCGUGUCAAUAUUUAGUGGAGCCACCUUUUGCUGAAAUAACACUUUUAUGUCUUUUGGGAUAAAUAUCUAUAUUUUUUUCCCAUUCUUUGCAAAUGAGUUAGGUUGGUUGGGUGACGCUUGUGAAUUGCAGGUUUCAAAUUGUGCCACUAAUUCUGAGUUGGAUUACGAGCAGGGCUCUGACAGAGCUAGUGUAGGAUAUUUGUGUUCUUGAGUUAUUUCAAAGUUACCUUUGCCUUGUGCUUAGGAUCCUGUUCUGCUGAAAUGUGAACUUUGGCCCAAUCAUUAGCUAUUUCACAGACUGAAAGAGAUAAUUAAUAAUAGCUUGUAGCUAGUCAUAGCUACUAGGUUUUAUUAAUUAUUUAUUUAUGAAAUAUUUUACCAGGAAAGAUACAUUGAGAUUUAUCUUGUUUUCAAGUAUGUCCUGUGUCCACAAAACAUUGCAUUGAUACAAUAGGGUACAAUCAAAUACAAAAACAAUAUUAAUACACAAUAUAUACAAAAUGUAAUAUAGAACAGGUAGGAAAUAUAUAAUCACCCAUGAUAGGUGCAUUCUGUUUUGAGGUAUGUAGAGAGGGAUCUCUUAAAGGACUCUAGGCUUGGGGAAGAUUUGAAAGUGUGCGGGAGUUCGUUCCAUAAUUGCGGUUCUCUGUAGAAAAAGGAGGAUCCGAGCCGCUUUCUUUUUGUAUUGAGGUAUACUAAAUAAAGUGCUGGUACUGGAUCGGAGGUUAUAGGAGGUGGGAAAAGCAUUCUGCUCAGGUAGGGUGGUAGCUUUCCAGAAAAACACAAGGCUGGAAAGAUGAAGGGUGCAUCUGAAUUUCAGCGUCAACCAGUUUAGUUAUUUUAGCAUUUCACAGUGGUGGGUCCUGUAAUUACAUUGUAGCACAAAUCAGCAGAACGAGUUAUACAAUGUAUUGAGUUUAUUAAGGUGGGUUUGCGGUGCAGGUGCAUAUACUACAUCCCCAUAAUCAAUUAUUGGCAUCAGCAUUUGCUGUACCAUCUUUUCCUUUACUGUAGGGCUUAGGCAGGAUUUGUUUCUGUACAGGGCACCUAGUUUUGAAUAAAGUUUAGAUGAAAGCUUUUCUAUAUGGAGGCCAAAAGAUAGAUUGGGGUCUAAUAUCAUACCCAAGUAUUUAAAAGAGUGGACUGCGGUCAGUGUACUAUUUGAAUUUGUUUUGAUGGAUAGGUGGGAAUCGUGUAAUUUGUGUAAUUUAGGUACUGUUCUGAAGAUCAUUGUGACGGUUUUGUCAGUGUUUAGGAAGAGUUUGUUUUUUGCGAUCCACUUUUCUACCUCUGUAAACUGGUCUUGGAUCACAGCUUCAAGCUGCGGUAGAUUGGAUUUGCUUGCAUAGAUUACUGUGUCGUCUGCGUACAUGUGUACAUUUGAGGAUUUGUAGACAUUAGGCAGAUCAUUUAUAAAUAAUGUGAAUAGUAGGGGGCCGAGAAUGGAACCUUGGGGAACACGACACCUGACUGGGAGAGGGAGGGAGUCGCUGUCAGAAAUGGACACAUAUUGCGAGCGAUCCGAUACAUAUGAUCGAAACCAGGUUAGCGGACAAUCACCAACACCUGAGUUUUUGGGUUUGUGCAGUAGAAUGUCGUGGUCUAUGGUGUCAAGGGCCAUUGCAAAAUCAAUGAAAAUAGCUCCAGUUAGGUCUCCUUGUUCCAUGCCAGUUUGGAUGUCAUUGCAAACUUUUAAGAGAGCAGUUGUAGUGGAGUGAUUCGGGCGAAAACCCGAUUGAUCAGGGAUCAGAUAGUUUGAUUGUUGGUAAUACUCACAUAGUUGCGUAUGGACACAUUUUUCUAAAUUUUUGACAAUACUGGGAGCAAUGAUAUUGGGCGAUAGUUGGAAACCAAAGUAGUGUCACCCCUUUUAUGGAUAGGCAUUACUCUCGCAGUCUUCCAAAGUUUUGGUAUGUACCCAGACACCAAGGAUUUGUUAAUUAGGGUUGUGACAGGUUUAGCAAUUGCCGGCGCACUGAGCUUCAACAGCAUUGCUGGGAUAUGAUCAGGGCCAGACUGGUUUUUCAUUUUUAGAUUAUUAAGGUGUUUUUUAAUGACACUAACAGGUACAGGUCUAAAAAUGAACUUGUCUAUAUUGGGUCUUUGCAAAUUUAGUUGGGCCUGAUUCACAUUUGUAGUUUCAGGAUGCGUGUCAUUUAUUAGCUUGGCAAAAUUUUGUUUGUUUUGUGCAUAUAUUUCGCCAUUGUCUAUAUGCACAUUGAUCGUUCAUAGAGCCAGUACGCUUGAAAUUUGACCACAAUGAAUCCCAAAACUGGUACAAUUGGAUGAGGUCAGCUGUGAUCCAGUUUAUAUGUGCCCCUUUUACUCUCACCUAACGCAGCGGGGCACACCCUUCUACCCUUGACGCUACUUUUUUCCUCCAAUAACGUCUACUUCCAACGAUACCGACCACUCACAGAUCAGUUACUUGUUGAUAAAGCACAGAAACACACAUUGUAUAAGUUGUCACCAUAGCAACCACACAUUGCUGGUAAAAAUAUUCACUGUGACCUUAGCAGGCGAUAGCGACACUGUAUACAAUGUAUUAAACUGUGAUUAUAUGUUAUGCCAGAUACAUAGCUACAAAAAAACAUUGAGGUUAAUUUCUGCUCUGUGACUUGUUCAUUUCAGUCACACAUGCACUUUAUUUAUAUAAAGAAUAAUUUUAUCAUUUAUUUCAUGUGUCAGUUCUUUAAUGUUAUUGUUGUUUGAUAUGUUUACCAUGCUAAAGACUUAUUUUAAAGGAACGCUAUAGUGUUAGGAAUACAAAUAUGUAUUCCGAACGCUAUAGAGCCAUAGUCGCCGUUUAGGUGACUAGGGCCCUGUUCCAUGAUGAAUAAAGGGUUAAUUAACCAUUUCUUUGCUCCCUUGGCACCGGUAACCUCUGGAGCCGAAUGCGCAUGCUUUCCUAUGGGGAUCUUUUUUGACACUGGACUCUGUGAGUCAGUGCGAUUUACUCCAUGUUAAUCUUAGAAGAGCCUCUAGUGGCUGUCAGGGAGACAACCACUAGAGGCUGGAUUAACCCUGAAAUGUAAUCAUAGCAGUUUCUCUGAAACUGCUAUGUUUUUAGUAGCAGGGUUAAAACUAGUGGGACCUGGCACCCAGACCACGUCAUUGAGCUAAAGUGGUCUGGAUGCAUAAAGUGGUCGUUUAAGCGUUGAUGCUUAUCAGCAGCUGUUAAACAAUAGCGGCAGGACUGGAAACAAAUAGAAACCAGUUACUGAGUAGCAGUUGUGGUUCCCAUAGAGAAUAAUAGGAGUUGGGUACAGUGGCGAAUCCAGAGCCUGAUCUCGGGAGGGGCACUUGUAGAUUAUUUAAAGAAAUAAUCCAGGCACAAUAACCACUACAGCUCAGUGUAGUAGUUAUGGCGCCAGUAGUGCCAGGAUCCCAUACCAGAGUAAGUAGUCAAACCGUUUAAGAACAGUUUGACAACUUACCUGGGGUCUGCUAUGAUAUAAGGCAUAGGAGCAGUGGUAUGUGUUAGGAGUGAAGUGUGUGUGAAAGGUGCAGUGUGUGUGUGAGCGGUGAAGUGUGUGUGCGAGUGCGUGAGGGCGGCAGUGUAAGUCAGGGUUACAGUGUGUGUGUUAGGGGGCAGUGUAUGUGUGGGGCAGUGUAUGUGUGUGUGAGAGCUGCAGUGUGUAUGUGAGGGUGGCAGUGUGUGAAAGAGUUGCAGUGUGUGUGUGUUUGGGGCAGUGUGUGUAUGGGGGGCUGUGUGUGUAGUGUGUGUAUGAGGGCAGUGUCUGUAUGGGGGCAGUUUGUGUAUGGGUGUGCAGUGUGUAUGGGUGUGCAGUGUGUGUAUGGGGGGCAGUGUUUGUGGGGCAGUGUGUGUAUGCGGGCAGUGUUUGUGGGGCAGUGUGUGUAUGGGGUGCAGUGUUUGUGGGACAGUGUUUGUGGGGCAGUGUAUGUAGUGUUUGUAGGGGGGCAGUGUUUGUGGGUCAGUGUGUGUAGUGUAUGUAUGGGGGCAGUGUAUGUAGUGUGUGUAUGGAGGGCAGUGUUUGUGGGGCAGUGUUUGUGGUGCAGUGUGUGUAUGGGUGUGCAGUGUGUGUAUGGGGGCAGUGUGUGUAUGGGGCAGUGUGUGUAGUGUUUGUAGGGGACAGUGUGUGGUGUGUGUAUGGGGGGCAGUGUUUGUGGGGCAGUGUGUGUAGUGUGUGUAUGGGGGCAGUGUUUGUGGGGCAGUGUGUGUAGUGUGUGUAUGGGGCAGUGUUUGUGGGGCAGUGUGUGUAUGGGGGGCAGUGUGUGCAGUAUGUGUAUGGGGCAAUGUUUGUGGGGCAGUGUGUGUAUGGGUGUGCAGUGUGUGCAUGGAGGCAGUGUGUGUAUGGGUGUGCAGUGUGUGUAUGGGGGGCAAUGUUUGUGGGGCAGUGUGUGUUUGAGUGUGCAGUGUGUAUGGGUGUGCAGUGUGUGUAUGCGGGCAGUGUUUGUGGGGCAGUGUGUGUAUGGGGUGCAGUGUUUGUGGGACAGUGUUUGUGGGGCAGUGUGUGUAGUGUGUGUAUGGGGGCAGUGUUUUUGGGGCAGUAUGUGUAGUGUGUGUAUGGGGCAGUGUGUGUAGUGUGUGUAUGGGGGCAGUGUUUGUGGGGCAGUGUGUGUACUGUGUGUAUGGGGACAGUGUUUGUGGGGCAGUGUGUGUAUGGGGGCAGUGUUUGUGGGGCAGUGUGUGUAGUGUAUGUAUGGGGGCAGUGUUUGUGGGGCAGUGUGUGUAGUGUGUGUAUGGGGACAGUGUUUGUGGGACAGUGUGUGUAGUCAGUGGUGUAUCCUGGUUUUGUGCUGCCCUAGGCAGGACAAAACUCAGGCGCCCCCCUCCCCCCCGCGCCACCCGCACCCAACCCUUCCCCCCGCCCCACCUUCUAAAUACACAUACACACACAGUCAGACACAAACACACACACACACACACAGUCAAACACAUACACAAACACACACACAGUCAGACACAUACACAAACACACACACAGUCAGACACAAACACACACACACACUUUUUUUUUAAUUUAAAUCCCCCCCCAACCUCCUUACCUUUGGGAGUGCUGGGGGGGGGGUCUCUCUCCCUGGUGGUCCAGUGGCUGCAGGGCGGGCGGCGCUGGCAGGCGGGCGGGCGGCCGGCGAGGGAGCACUUCCCAUGAGCUGACUGCUCAGCUCCCUCGCGCGUCGGCUGCAGAGUGAGGCUGGGAGCCGGAAGAUGACGUCAUCUUCCGGUUCCCAGCCUCACUCUGCAGCCGACGCGCGAGGGAGCUGAGCAGUCAGCUCAUGGGAAGUGCUCCCUCGCCGGCCGCCUGGGAUGUCAGUUAGCCGCAUGGCUAACAAGGCAUCUGCCCUGGGCAUUUGGGGGGCGGCGUUUUUUGCCGCCCCCUGAAAAAUGCCGCCCAAGGCAAAUGCCUUGUUUGCCUCGCGGCUAAUACGUCCCUGUGUGUAGUGUGUGUAUGGGGGCAGUGUUUGUGGGGCAGUGUGUGUAGUGUGUCUAUUGGGGCAGUGUUUGUAGUGUGUGCAUGGGGGCAGUGUUUGUGGGGCAGUGUGUGUAGUGUGUGUAUGGGGGGCAGUGCUUGUGGGCCAGUGUGUGCAGUGUGUGUUUGUGGGUCAGUGUGUGCAGUGUGUGUAUAGGGGGCAGUGUUUGUAGGGCAGUGUGUGUAUUGUGUGUGUGGGGGCAGUGUUUGUGGGGCAGUGUGUGUAUGGGGGAAAGGAGGGUAGGGAGGCUUUUUAAUUUUUUUAAUUAUUUAAUAAAAUAAAUAUACUUUAUGUCCCCCCUCCCUUUACCUUUACAUUUCUCGGUCCCUGGUGGUCCGGUGGGGAAUCCCUGGUGGUCCCAGUGGUGGUGAGGAUAACUCUAGCCCGCACUACAGGGCUAGUGCUCGCGAGAGGAGGACCCGGAGGAGCUGCAGGCUGGGCUCCCGGGUCCUCUCUCCUCCCUCUCCCUGAUCUCUGAACUCUGAUCUCCCUUCUCGGUCCGCAGACACGUUGCAGGGCUGGUGUUUGGACAAUGCCAGCCCUGCAGUAGCCGACAGGGGAGAAUCUCGGUAGGGGCGAUUGCCCCGUUGCCCCUCCCUGCAUCCACCACUGGUUGGGUAUCACUUGUCAGUGACAGGCUUUAAGCAGCAGCGGCUGGUGACAAGUGUUGCUACUAGUGACAUUUUGCAGGGAUUAUAUAUGUUGGAUGUUGUUUUUGGUGUAGCAGAGUGUUUCUGAAUUUGUAAUAGACUUGAGGUUUGAUUUUAAGUUAAUGUUUUAUUAUUAUCAUUAUUAUUAUUAUGAUAUUUAUAGAGCGCCGUCAAAUUCCGCAGCGCUUUACAAUGGGUGGACGAACAGACAUGUAGUUGUAACCAGACAAGUUGGACACACAGGAACAGAGAGGUUGAGGGCCCUGCUCAAUGAGCUUACAUGCUAGAGGGAGUGGGGUAAAAUGACACAAAAAGGUAAGGAUAGUAUUAGACUAAUGACAGUUGCAGAAGAGGAAUUAGUCAGGAGCUAUUAACAGUUUAAUUGAUACGCUUUUAUGAAGAAGUGGGUUUCUAACGAUUUUUUGAAGGAGUGGAGGAGUGGGUGAGCAUCUAACGGAGGAGGGAAGCGAGUUCCACAGGAACGGUGCAGCCCUCGAGAAAUCUUGAAGGCGAGCAUCAGAGGUGGGAGUACGGACAGAAGAUAGGCGUAAGUCUUCAGCAGAUCGUAAGGGCCUAGACGGGACAUACUUGUGUAUAAGGGAGGAUAGAUAGGUGGGAGCAGCAUUAUGUAGCGAUUUGAAAGCAAGAACCAGAAUUUUAAAUUGAGCUCUAUAUUUUAUAGGAAGCCAAUGUAGGGACUGACAGAAGGGUGAGGCACUGGUUUAUGAUCUCCAAAUGUCAGGGUGUGACGCCACUUAAGAAAAGAACAUAAAUCAAAUCCCGCAGUUUUGAUACUAUCACUGGGAAGCUACGUUUAGCAUUUAAAGUGCUGGGGACUAAGAUUUGUUUGUGUCUCUGUUUGCUCUCUAGAGAAGUAUGCAAGGUUUUUGAAAAGAGAGAAUGGCCAAUAGAUGUUUUAUAGUCUAUCGAAAGAGCUUGACCUCACCCUCUAAAUAUGCUGUUUGUCUCAAAACAAAUCACAAGAUUAACUGUUUAUUUAUUCAUGAAAGGGUACAGAAAUUACCAGUCAAAAACGAUAUCAUAUUUUUCAUUUUUCCACGAAAUGUAUUUUGGAUUUCUGGUUUAAAUUCUAGUUGGUAAAAGAAAAAAGGACAAGAUACCCAUUCCCCGCCCCCCACCUCCCCCCUAAACAGUGAAGUACAGUCUUAUAGCUUUGCCAUUGUGACACGGGGAGAUUUACCCUCUCUCUAUAUAUAUGGGUGUGAUUUGGUCCUCCCAGAACCCAUAUAUAUAUAUAUAUAGUAUGUUGGGCACAGUGUGCUGGGAUACAGUGUGCUAGGUAUGAUGUGCUAAAUCUAUUGUGCUUGGUUCUGUGUGCUGGGUACAAUAUGGCAAAGCCAUGAUUGUACCUUGGAGAAUGUUUCAUGUUUAUCCAUGUUUACCAUUCGGAUAUCAAUGCACUAAAAGUUGGCGUUCAGUGAUUAAACCCCUGUGUCACACCGUUGUUCACUAAAGCGUGAAUUGUGUGGGUUUCAAAGUGAAUUCAAAUUUUUAGACCCAAAUAAAACCAUAGCUGACGUUGAAUGUUUGCAAUACUGCUUUUGUAGCCUGAAGUUUGGAUUUCAGUCUUAAUUUCCAUAGCAUUUCCUACAAUUUGCAUUUUAAGAGAUAGCCCUGUGAUAAUGACUGCCUCCUCGGUUUGUUUUGUGUUGACUUGUUAAUGAUGGUUUUCUGUAAUUCCAUCCUGAACACCUGCGGGCGGUUCAUUUAUAUCUCACACCUGCUCGUUCCUAAAACAGGCUGUUUGUAUCGUAGGAGCUGGCUGUAUACACUAGCUGUGUCAGACACUACCAACUGGGCUUUAACUUCUCCUCCUGUUCAUGUUCGGACACAGAACCACACUAUACAAUUAUAGAGGAAUGGACGUGUUGCUGAAAUUACCCCAUUAUUUCCCCUAGGAACACAUUUUGUGCAUUUAAAGUACAAUCUAUUUUAUUUACAGUCUAAAGAGUUACUCAAAGCACCAUAACAAUUUUGCAUCAUUUUAUAGUUUAGGAAUCAGAGAGUACCCAGCACCUAAUCUCCUAUCAACUCUGAGAGGAACGCAGCUAUUUGAUAGCUCUCCUGAGCACCUCAGACCAGAUUAAGGACUCCUCACUAGAAGAAGCUCUUUUUGUUGAGGAAGGGAUCUGUCUGAAGCUGUGUUCUACUUCUCUAAGUUGUGCAGGUUCAGGAAAGUAAGAUCUUUCAGAAUUUUCAAAAAAAAAAUAUUUUAUUUAUUUAUUUAUUUGCAAUAAGUAUGUAAUGCAUUACAAUCAGUUGACCAUUUCUCCUGAAAAGAGAACUGUUACAACGUACUUUUAAUGUUGUGGUAUAGUUAAGGGACACUUCAGUCACCUAAAAUACUUCAGCUUGCUGAUGUGCUUAAAAGGGAUUCUAUAGUGCCAGCAAAACAAAGCUGUGCUCACAUUAGGAUUUCCCCAUAGGAAAGCAUUAUUCAAUCCUAUUAUUAUUAUUCAACGCUUUCCUAUGGGAUUCCGGUGGCACUGGAAGUCCUUGUGCAUUACGUGAGAACGUCCAGGUCAUUUAGGCGACCAAAAGUCGCCUAAAGACCCAGAGGUCCCUCUAGUGGCUGUCUGGUAGGCAGCCAGUAGAGGAGGAAUUAACCCUCAGAGAGAAUUUUUGCACUUUCUCAGAUACUGCAAUAAAUUCCAGUGUAGGGUUAAGGGACCUGGGACAGUGCACCCAGACCACUUCAAUGAGCUGAAGUGGUCUGGAUGCCUACAGUGUCCUUUUAAGGAAUAACUGUAUGUCCUUGCAGUCUUAGGUCUUAGCUGUAGUAGUAGUUUGAACUGCAGUUUAUAGUGGAAGUGAGUCAUUUUACUAGAGAAGCAAUGGUUUCAAUAUUGGUGACUGACGCCCAUUUGCAGUGUGUCCUAAUACCGCUAAUACAAGAAGCAUCUGAUUGGACACAAGUCAUGACUUCAUUGAAGGAAGGCCAGAGUUACCUAUAAUCAAUGUGUGAUGAUAUUGAAUGUAACAUUACCAAGUCAAACUAAUUUCUGAGUAUGGAAGCCUCUCUGUUGGCUGUCAGGAAGAAAGCCACUACAUGUGUGUUUAACCUAAAAUGAAAACAUUACUGUAUUUUCAAAAUGGCAAAUAUUAUUAUUAACACACCAGGGGCACUGCACCCAGAUCAUUGAGAUGAAGUGGUCUGGGUGACUUUAGUGUAACUUUAACUUUUCAGUCUCCCAGGGAAAUUAAUUUUGGUCCAGGUAUAUUUUGGACUGGACGGGAUUAAUGACAGUUUGUGGAUAAUAAAUAAACAUUAGUGUUUGUUUGUGUGCAUUUGUCUGUGUGUAUUUGUUAUAUAUGUCUGUCUGUGUGUGUAUGUACAUUUUGCAAACAGACUUUACAUUUUAAUAGCCAUCAAUGGCUGUACUAUUUAUCAAGGACAAUAUGGCAUUAUUUCUACAGAUAACACAGGAAACAGAUAGAACAGUCAUAAGGGCACCCACGCCAUUACUUUCACUGAAUUUAGUAAUAGGCCAUCUGCGCAUCCUUGCUUUCAAAAAUGACGUGCUCAACAAAUAACAGGGAGUUUUGUUCCCCUUGAUAGAGAUUAAAUAAAAAGACUUAAAAUAUAUAUAUAUUUUUUAAAAUCAAAGUCCUUGUUUCAAUCCUCCUGAAAGGAUGCACACUGUGCUAGCUUCACUUUUGCAUCCAAGUGUGAGUCCACUCCAAAGUAAUUAUUUAAAUAGCACCAACAUACCUUGCAUACACACUGCUCAAACGCGAACGAAGAAUCAAAAGAUUAUAAUAUUGUAAUAUCAGGACAGACAGACAUAUAAAGGCAAUUAAAAUAUACAAAUGUUAGAGUCAUUAAAUUCAAUUUAAAAAAAUAACUAAGUAAAUACAUUAUAUAUACAGUAUCUCACAAAAGUGAGUACACCCCUCACAUUUUUGUAAAUAUUUUAUUAUAUCUUUUCAUGUGACACUGAAAAAAUGACACUCUGCUACAAUGUAAAGUAGUAAGUGUACAGCCUGUAUAACAGUGUAAAGUUGCUAUCCCCUCAAAAUAACUCAACAUGCAGCCAUUAAUGUCUAAACCGUUGGCAACAAAAGUAAGUACACCCAUAAAGGAGAAAGUGAACAGUCCCUCUGCAGAGAUGAAGUGGGACAGAAUGGAGGUCUUGGAGAUAUAUUUUGGGGAAAGGCAUUUUAUGUCCUCUUUUCUGUUAUAGUCACUGAGGGGACCUAGGGAGUUUCCAUUUGGGACAGACAAUAGAUAAGAACCGACAUCACUUUGUUCUGACAUCGAUUUGCCAGUAAUGAAGUUAACAUGUUGGUAAUAGCUGUCCUUAGAAUGGCCAGGUUAAACGAUCAGCAGAGUCAGUAUAUCAAGCUGAGGUCAAGGGAUUACAGAGGUGAGGAAUAUCGAAGAAACAAGCCGAGGUCAAAGGAGUACUGAGGACAGGAUAAACGUUAUACAAGAGCCAGACAAAAUACCAAACAAGGCACACGAAGAACACGCUAUUGGGCUAACAAGAAACCACCACAGAGCAACAAGGAAUGAGAGAGGUAAGUAUAUAUAGGCCUAACUUAACAGUGAUUGGUUGAACUAUGUUUAGAAUUAACCACUAUUCGUGCAGAGUACAUGACCCUCCUAAACUGACUCCUGACGUCAUCGAUAUGUGCCGAACCACGUAGGUCAUUCGGCUGCAUAUACAAACAUGCUGCAUGCAAGCGUGAAGCGUCCGUCAAAAUGAGGGAGGGGAUCGCGGCAUUCGGAGUCGGGCCAUCGGGUAAGCAAGCUAAAAGCCUAACAGGUGUGUUUGUGGUGUACUGGUUGGCUUAGGAGGUCUUCCCAAGCAGGUACGUAGGUAUGGUGGGAGAAAGGAGGGACUAGGAGGGAUUUGUUACUGUUACACCCACAAUGCUCUGCUGAUGACUGUGCUUGCAUACUGGAGAGGAGGAAGGUAACCAAUUAACAGCUGCUAAAGCACUUGAAUUAAAUUUAUAUUUAUGAAAAACAAUAUUUCAGUUUUGUUGGGAGCCUUGUCUUUCAAACAAACGUUUUUAUUUAGAAUGUCAAGCAUAAAAACACUACAAGAACAUUAAUAAUAAAAUAUUCUAUAGGAUGUUAUAAAAUGUAAAGUGUUGUGUAUGACAGGAAAUACGUUUCAAGGUGACAUUCUCUUUUCUUACAACCAAACCAUGGAUGUCUUUCUUAAUAUAAUGCUGUAAGUAGGUUAAAGUGUAAUAAGUAUGGACAAUAAAUGUGGUCAUGAAGAGUUAUAGACUCAGUCUCCGUGUCAAGUAACAGCUAUGGUGAGCCAUUAAAACAAGCAAUCAAAAAGGUAACAUAAAACAAUAACAAAACUGUAAAAAGUAACAUGAGGCUGCCUGUAAAAUGGGGGGUCUUUGUGGUGUAGUGGUAUCUUUGCAUGGGGUUACAACCAGCCAUCACCUCAGAGGAGAACCAAGUUGUUUACUCUAAUAUUGUUUUAAGUUUAUCCUGAAAGGACAAGUCUAAAGUAGAGUGUUAAGACACCCCUGGCCCAGAGGAGUGAAACCGCCACUUAGUUGAGCUUCCCCUCUUCAGUAAUGCAGGCUCAAUUCGUAUAGACCUCAAACACACGAACUGAAGCCAAUCUCCUGAACUGUAUCUGUACUAGUCCUCCAAACUCCCGAACAGUAAGCCCACGAAUAGCGGCUAACAGCCGAACAGAUAUAAUCUCCAAGCGGCUUACGUUUCCAGCAAUCAGUCGCUAACUGUGUGUAGUAAAUCCCCCCAAUAACGAGACCAAGCUCCGCAUUGAGGGUAAAACAAGAACUGGCUUUACUGUGGGCUACCCGCCCGUAUUUAUGCAGGUCUCCCACUUGGUGGACACUCAUCUAGGGGACCAAAUGGGAGACUGUAACCAAGGACAGACAUGUAUCAAUUUAGGACAGUCACAAAAUAUUCCCACAAUGCAUCCUGGCUUCCUCCCCUCUGCCCUGGAGAUAAUUGAGAAGUAAUUCAAUUAUCUCCCAGGACAAAGGCAAAUCGCCAUUAUGCACGUGGGGAUGCUAGAAUAGGAAUUAUUAUUAAAAUACACUAUAUGACCAAAGUUGCAAUAAAUAUACACAUUUAACAUAGCCCCAGAUAGCUCAGGUCUGAGCGCACAUUAUUAAGCGAAUGGCGCUCAGACCACACGAAUACAGUUUAAUCACCAUGGAGCCAAAGUCUUUAAUUCCACGAACAGUCUCCAUGGCAGGCUAUCUGGGUAUUUUCCACUGAAUACAUUUUAAUACUAAAAAGUCCCGAACGCUCCGUUGUUCAGUUCCCGAACGGGCUGGAGACCCACCGGCUCAGCGGGGCUUUGAAAGGAACGUAUCCGCUUUUGGUGUUCUGCCGCUGGCUAGGACAAGCACAGAUGACCCGGGAGGCUUCCAUAACACCGCCAUCGUGUGGCAGCUAAGUGUAACCGUGACCACCCAGUAAUUGUCAAUUAGGCUCCGGUUAACCGCAGAUACUGGGUGGUCAAUUGACUGCACACGCCAGCCUCCCGGUGGUUGCGUUAUCGGUAGCCGUUCGGUAAGUACGUGGGGAAACAAGGGUGGUGUACGGGCGAGGAAAUAGCUGAACAAACAGAUGAACAGAGGAAGAUGCAAUAUACUCUCAAAGACAGAUGGUUCUGUUACAUAGAGAUAUAACUUUUUUUGGAAAGAUUUAGCCAUUGAUUCUUUCAUUGAUACUUUUUGUUAAAGUGUCUAGCCAAUCCAUUUUAAAGAAGAAAUUAAGCUUAGUCUGAAGUAGGGUAAGUGGAGGUGUAUACUUAAAAGAUAAGGCUUAGUGACCUAUCCAGGCAAAAAUCAUUUAGGGGUGGCAUUUGACGUGCAUUUCCGUGAUCACCUGCAUCUCCAUCACUGAUUGAGGAGGGACUAAACGGCACCUCACAAUCAGACCUACAUUUAAACCACAGAGGACCACUUCUCAUGGAGUGAAUGAUCCAAUAGUCAUAACCUUCUACAAAAUUAACUUGCCUCCCAUGGAGCUGGGGGCAUAGCUAUAGUAUUGGGGAGGCAGUGAUCUUUAAUCUCUGUAUAGGUCACGUACAUCUAUUACUUCCCCUCACAGGAAAGGAGGUUGUGAUCUCUCCACCCCAUCAUGUUGUGUCAUCACAUGCUCCAUUAAAAGCAAAUCAGCACAAGACUACAGCGAUGGUAAUUCACUGUAACCCAAUAUAUUAAAGCCUUGACGUAUCAGUAUAAACAAUGCUAUGGGUGAAUACUAACCAUUUUAAAUUAUCACUACCUAAACUGUCAUUAUGAAUGCACAGUCUCAACCCAAUCAAAAAUGUAUAGUAUGUAAUGCAUAUGUCCAAAUCCUACAAUUCAAAGGAGACACGCACCAUAAUCACCAUAAUUUCUGUUGAAUGACAGUGUAUAAACAAAGGUAAUUUUGUAACUAGUGUGCAAUGAUCUCGUAGCAAUGUGUUCUCCAGAUGCUGCUAAAGAGCUUCCUUGGGAGAGAGGGGGCACAAAGAAAUAUCCUGUCAGUAUAUUUCAAGCCAUGGGAGGGGGGUUACUGAUUCAGCCCAAUGGAGUACAAAGAAUAUAAAUUCAUAAAGGUACCACUCCUGGUCCUUCAGGAAAAGGUUUAAUAAAGUCUAAAAGUGGAGGUGUACUGGGUCGGUCCCAAACUUGCAGCAUGGUCUUAUGACCAUCUGCAGCUAUUGUAGUAAGAAAUAAAUAACAAAAACACAAUGGGAUAAAUGCAAAAAAAUCAACUAUAAAUGGUAAAGAACAGGCUGCAGACACUGAAUGUAAGGGAUACUCUUAAACUCUUACUGAGAAAAGGGAAAAUAAAACAUUACAAAACAAUAUAGGUUAUGUCAAAUACUGCGUCUAAUUAGUUCUAAAAAUUCUUUAGCAAUAAAACAGAAAAUAACCAAUAAUUGUGCAGGUUGUCUGGCGCUAGGUAGAGGACACACAACAAAGAUAUUUGGAUUAGCACUCACAUUUAAUAGAGCUAUAAACAAACACUAUAAACUCAGAGCUGGUUUAUACCUCUAUUAAAUGUGAGUGCUAGCCCAAUUAUCUUUGUUGUGUGUCCUUUACCCAACAUCAGACAAUCUGCACGAUUAUUAGUUAUGUUCUGUUUUAUUGCAUAUACCUACAAGUAUCUGAAGUCUGGAUGGCUACCAGCCAGGAAUCUCUGUAGAAUUUUGGGGCUUAUUGGAUUCAGUAUUUGGCGCAACCUAUAUUGGGUUUUGUAUUGUAUUAAAAAAAGUUUUGUUUGUUGAUGAGUAGUUGGGAAGGGAUCCUAAAAUAAGGAAACCUGGAAUAAAUUGCAAGGACAGGCAUUCAUUUUAAGGUACGAUUGGACCUCUUUCCAAAAGGUUUUAACAGUGUGGCAGCCACAAAAACAGUGAUACCAAUCAGCUUUAGUAUGCUUUACUAUAUGUGAGUGAGAGAGCAGUGGCUUUGAUAUUUGUUAAAAUUCAAUUUUAAACAUUUUGUAGACCAUAAGUAGAAUGGAUAAGGGUUAAUCUGAAAACUUGGAUUUUUUUUAUAAGUGGAAUAUGAAGAGGUUCAAUGGAUGCCAAGCUUAGAACGCGAGAGUUCCCAGACCUUUACUGUCACUGCUAAAAUAAGAUUGGAAUUUGAUAUAGGAAUAAAAGUGGGGUAAAACUGAUAAGGAGUCUGCCAAAACCGCAAAGGAUUCUACCAGUCUAGCGGGUGUUGCUUGGGCUGCCAAGCUACAUUCCUUUCUCAUUAGGAAGAUUAAGACCACCUUGAUAUUUAAGUUAUUUAGUUUAGUGAGGCUCAAACAUGUUGUUAUACCUUUCCAAAUAAAACAUCAUAUUUUUUUUUAUUCAAAGAUAUUUGUUUUUUGAAAGACAAGGACUGGAGGAACUUGUAGACGAUAUAACAAUUUCCGAAAAGCUAGACAACAAUGGUUUACACUUCCCAAAAGAGACAGGGGCAGUGAUUUAAAUUGAUCCAUUUAAAUGAAAACCUAAUUGAGAAUAUGGGGAAUGUUUAACUGAUAUAAGUGUGAUACAUUUCUCAGAACAGGAACACUUAUGUAUUUAAGUGAAAUAUAUAUAUUAAGGAAUGAACAAGUUGCCUAAUUUAUACAUGGGAAUAAACAAACGCUUUGUGCGUAACUGCACUUUUCCAGAGGCAGCUUGUUCAUAUAUAUUGUACCCCUUCUUAUUUUUGAAAGAAAGGAUUUGCUUUCAAGCUAAUACUGCAUGAGCCAUGAUUCCUGCAAGAUUUGGUUAGCAGACUUCUAUGUAUCCUGUAUGUUUAUUGAAUUCAGCCUUUGGAUAAUCUUGCUUCAUCCCUCUGAAGACGAGAGAAACUUUAUUUAUCAUCUUUCUUCAUUUAACUUGUGGAUGUGAUUAGCUUGAUGGUUUUUUUCCAUGUAUGCACAUACAUGUAUGUAUGUAUACUAAUUGUUUCAUUUAAUUAAUAGGUUUAUUUCCCACGAGUUCCCAGUCUACUGUGACAUUAACAACAAACAUGCCCAGUACCACGCUGGCUACGACAACAGGAAUUAUAAAUCAGACCAGAACUACACUAGCUACAAAUGAGCCCACCACUUCAUUAACAUCUCUAACAAAUACAACAAUUACAACACAAGCGAAGUCAACAGAAAAUACAACAGAUUUUACUGAAACAGCAGUUACUACAAUUACAGCUAGAGAAAUUACAUCUGAUUCUACUACAACACUGGCUGAAUCUACAGAAACCUCAGCUAAACCCACUACAAUGUUGACUACUACAAGAACAACUACCAUUGAGCCCACCUCAAUUCUGGUUUCCACACUGGAAACAGUAAUAACUAAUUCAAUAGAAAUUCCAACUGAAUCUGCUAUAACACCAAUACAAUUCACCAUAACUGAAGCUACAAUUAAACCCACCACAUCAACAAAUACUAUUACAGAAACUGCAGCUGACCCCUCAACAUCUUCAGCUACUAUAACAGAGAUUACAACAGAAACCUUUAAAACAUCAACUACAAUAGCACCCACCACAUCACUGGCUACUACAACGGAAACUACAAUAGCACCCACCACAUCACUAAAUACUGACACAGAAACUACAACAUCACCCACCACAUCACUAAAUACUGACACAGAAACUACAACAUCACCCACCACAUCACUGUCUACUACAAUGGAAACUACAAGUGAGCCCCCAACAUCACUAGAAUCAACGUUAGAUAUUACAACAGAGACAACAUCAGCUAGUACAGAAAUGACAAUGGCACCCACUACAGUGCUGGAUACAACAACAGAAACUACAUCUGAACCCACUACAGCACCGAUACAGUCCACUGAAACAGAAACAACAAUGGCACCCAAUACAACACCCAGCAUAAUAGAAACUACAACAGCAAUAACCUCUACUAUUACAGAAAGUACAACAGAACCCACCACUACUGCAGAAACUAUUUCUGAACCAUCGAUAUCGCUAGCUCCUACAACAGUAAUUACUGAAAUAAUUACAUCAUCAGCUUCUAUAGAAACUACAAUAGCACCCACCACAUCAUUAGCUACUGACGCAGAAACUACAAGCGAGCCUCCAACAUCACUAGCAACAACGUUAGAUAUUACAACAGAGACUAUUUUAACAUCAGCUAGUACAGAAAUGACAAUGGCACCCACUACAGUGCUGGAUACGACAACAGAAACUACAUCUGAACCCACUACAGCACCAAUACAGUCCACUGAAACAGAAACAACAAUGGCACCCACUACAACAUUAAGCAUAACAGAACCUACAACUGAACAAACUGCAACUCUAAUAACCUCUACUGUUACAGAAACGACAACAGAACCCACCACUACUACAGAAACUAUUUCUGAAUCAUCUACAUCUUUAGCUCCCACAACAGUAAUUACUGAAAUAAUUACAUCAACAGCUACUAUAGAACCUACAAUAGCACCCACCACAUCACUGGCUACUACAACAGAAACUACAAGUGAGCCCCCAACAUCACUAGUAACAUCAAUAGCUAUUACAACUGAGACCAUUACAACAUCGGCUAGUACAAAAAAGACAAUGGCACCCACUACAGUGCUGGAUACGACAACAGAAACUACAAGUGAACCCCCAACAUCACUACCAACAACAAUAGAUAUUACAACAGAGACUAUUUUAACAUCAGCUAGUACAGAAAUUACAAUGGCACCCACUACAGUGCUCGAUACGACAACAGAAACUACAUCUGAACCCACUACAGUACCAAUACAGUCCACUGAAACAGAAACAACAAUGGCACCCAAUACAACACCCAGCAUAAUAGAAACUACAACAACAAUAACCUCUACUAUUACAGAAAGUACAACAGAACCCACCACUACUACAGAAACAAUUUCUGAACCAUCGACAUCACUAGCUGCUACAACAGUAAUUACUGAAAUAAUUACAUCAUCAGCUUCUAUAGAAACUACAAUAGCACCCACCACAUCAUUAGCUACUGACACAGAAACUACAAGCGAGCCUCCAACAUCACUAGCAACAACAAUAGAUAUUACAACAGAGACCAUUACAACAUCAGCUAGUACAGAAACAACAAUGGCACCCACUACAGUGCUGGAUACGACAACAGAAACUACAUCUGAUGCCACUACAGCACCAAUACUGUCCACUGAAGCAGAAACAACAAUGGCACCCACUGCAACACACAGCAUAAUAGAAACUACAACUGAACAAACUGCAACUCUAAUAACCUCCUCUAUUACAGAAACUACAACAGAGCCCACCACUACUACAGACACAAUUUCUGAACCAUCGAUAUCGCUAGCUCCUACAACAGUAAUUACUGAAAUAAUUACAUCAACUGCUACUAUAGAACCUACAAUAGCACCCACCACAUCACUGACUACUACAACAGAAACUACAAGUGAGCCCCCAACAUCACUAGUAACAUCAAUAGCUAUUACAACUGAGACCAUUACAACAUCAGCUAGUACAGAAAUGACAAUGGCACCCACUACAGUGCUGGAUACGACAACAGAAACUACAAGUGAACCCCCAACAUCACUAGCAACAACAAUAGAUAUUACAACAGAGACUAUUUUAGCAUCAGCUAGUACAGAAAUGACAAUGGCACCCACUACAGUGCUCGAUACGACAACAGAAACUACAUCUGAACCCACUACAGUACCAAUACAGUCCACUGAAACAGAAACAACAAUGGCACCCAAUACAACACCCAGCAUAAUAGAAACUACAACAACAAUAACCUCUACUAUUACAGAAAGUACAACAGAACCCACCACUACUACAGACACAAUUUCUGAACCAUCGACAUCGCUAGCUGCUACAACAGUAAUUACUGAAAUAAUUACAUCAUCAGCUUCUAUAGAAACUACAAUAGCACCCACCACAUCAUUAGCUACUGACACAGAAACUACAAGCGAGCCUCCAACAUCACUAGCAACAACAAUAGAUAUUACAACAGAGACCAUUACAACAUCAGCUAGUACAGAAACAACAAUGGCACCCACUACAGUGCUGGAUACGACAACAGAAACUACAUCUGAUGCCACUACAGCACCAAUACUGUCCACUGAAGCAGAAACAACAAUGGCACCCACUGCAACACACAGCAUAAUAGAAACUACAACUGAACAAACUGCAACUCUAAUAACCUCCUCUAUUACAGAAACUACAACAGAGCCCACCACUACUACAGAAACUAUUUCUGAAUCAUCUACAUCUUUAGCUCCCACAACAGUAAUUACUGAAAUAAUUACAUCAUCAGCUUCUAUAGAAACUACAAUAGCACCCACCACAUCACUGCCUACUACAACAGAAACUACAAGUGAGUCCUCAACAUCAAUAGCAUCAACGUUAGAUAUUACAACAGAGACUAUUUUAACAUCAGCUAGUACAGAAACGACAAUGGCACCCACUACAGUGCUGGAUACGGCAACAGAAACAACAUCUGAACCCACUACAGCACCAAUACAGUCCACUGAAACAGAAACAACAAUGGCACCCAAUACAACAUUCAGCAUAACAGAAACAACUGAACCUACUGCAACGGCAAUAACCUCUACUAUUACAGAAACUACAACAGAGCCCACCACUACUACAGAAACUAUUUCUGAACCAUCUACAUCUUUAGCUACUGCAACAGAAAUUACAUCUGAAACCAUUACAGCACCGAUACUGUCCACUGAAGGAGAAACCACAAUGGCACCCAAUACAACACCCAGCAUAAUAGAAACUACAACUGAUCAAACUGCAACAACAAUAACCUCUACUAUUACAGAAACUACAACAGAACCCACCUCUACUACAGAAACAAUUUCUGAAUCAUCUACAUCUUUAGCUCCCUCAACAGUAAUUACUGAAAUAAUUACAUCGUCAGCUACUAUAGAAAGUACAAUAGCACCAACCACAUCACUGGCUACUACAACAGAAGCUACAAGUGAGCCCCCAACAUCACUAGCAACAACAAUAGAUAUUACAACAGAGACUAUUUUAACAUCAUCUAGGACAGAAACGACAAUGGCACCCACUACAGUGCUGGGUACGACAACAGAAACUACAUCUGAACCCACUACAGCACCAAUACUGUCCACUGAAGCAGAAACAACAAUGGCACCCAAUACAAUACCCAGCAUUACAGAAACUACAACUGAACCAACUGCAACAACAAUAACCUCUAGUUUGACAGAAACUAUAACAUCACAAUAUACUACUACAGAAACUAUUUCUGAACCAUCUACAUCUUUAGCUACUGCAACAGAAAUUAAAUUUGAAACCAUAACAUCAGCUACUACAAAAACUACAAUAGCACCCAUCACAUCACUAAAUACUACAACAGAAACUACAAUAGCACCCACCACAUCACUAAAUACUACAACAGAAACUACAAUAGCACCCACCACUUCACUGGCUACUACAACAGAAACUACAAUAGCACCCCCCACAUCACUAAAUACUGACACAGAAACUAUAACAUCAUCCACCACAUCAUUAGCUACUGACACAGAAACUACAAGCGAGCCUCCAACAUCACUAGUAACAUCAAUAACUAUUACAACUGAGACCAUUACAACAUCAGCUAGUACAGAAACAACAAUGGCACCCACUACAGUGCUGGAUACGACAACAGAAACUACAUCUGAACCAACCACAUCACUAAAUACUGACACAGAAACUACAUCUGAACCAACCACAUCACUAAAUACUGACACAGAAAUUACAACUGAAACCAUUACAUCAGCUGCUACAGAAACUACAAUAGGACCCACCACAUCACUGGCUACUGCAACAGAAACUACAAGUGAGCCCUCAACAUUACUAGUAACAUCAAUAGCUAUUACAACUGAGACCAUUACAACAUCAGCUAGUACAGAAAUGACAAUGGCACCCACUACAGUGCUGGAUACGACAACAGAAACUACAAGUGAAUCCCCAACAUCACUAGCAACAACAAUAGAUAUUACAACAGAGACUAUUUUAACAUCAGCUAGUACAGAAAUGACAAUGGCACCCACUACAGUGCUCGAUACAACAACAGAAACUACAUCUGAACCCACUACAGCAACAAUACUGUCCACUGAAACAGAAACAACAAUGGCACCCAAUACAACACACAGCAUAAUAGAAACUACAACUGAACCAACUGCAACAGCAAUAAGCUCUAUUAUGACAGAAACUACAACAGAACCCACAUUUACUACAGAAACUAUUUCUGAACCAUCUACAUCUUUAGCUACUGCAACAGAAAUUACAUCUGAGACCAUUACAUCAGCUACUACAAAAACUACAAUAGCACCCACCACAUCACUAAAUACUACAACAGAAACUACAAGCGAGCCCUCAACAUCACUAGCAACAACAAUAGAUAUUAUAACAGAGACCAAUACAACAUCAGCUAGUACAGAAAUGACAAUGACACCCACUACAGUGCUCGAUACAACAACAGAAACUACAUCUGAACCCCCAACAUCACUAGCAACAACAAUAGAUAUUACAACAGAGACUAUUUUAACAUCAGCUAGUACAGAAAUGACAAUGGCACCCACUACAGUGCUCGAUACAACAACAGAAACUACAUCUGAACCCACUACAGCAACAAUACUGUCCACUGAAACAGAAACAACAAUGGCACCCACUACAGCACCCAGCAUAAUAGAAACAACAACAACAAUAACCUCUACUAUUACAGAAACGACAACAGAACCCACCACUACUACAGACACAAUUUCUGAACCAUCGACAUCGCUAGCUGCUACAACAGUAAUUACUGAAAUAAUUACAUCAUCAGCUUCUAUAGAAACUACAAUAGCACCCACCACAUCAUUAGCUACUGACACAGAAACUACAAGUGAGCCUCCAACAUCACUAGCAACAACAAUAGAUAUUACAACAGAGACUAUUUUAACAUCAGCUAGUACAGAAAUGACAAUGGCACCCACUACAGUGCUCGAUACGACAACAGAAACUACAUCUGAACCCACUACAGCACCAAUACAAUCCACUGAAGUAGAAACAACAAUGGCACCCACUACAACACACAGCAUAUUAGAACCUACAACUGAACAAACUGCAACUCUAAUAACCUCUACUAUUACAGAAACGACAACAGAACCCACCACUACUACAGAAACUAUUUCUGAAUCAUCUACAUCUUUAGCUCCCACAACAGUAAUUACUGAAAUAAUUACAUCAUCAGCUUCUAUAGAAACUACAAUAGCACCCACCACAUCAUUAGCUACUGACACAGAAACUACAAGCGAGCCUACAACAUCACUAGCAACAACAAUAGAUAUUACAACAGAGACUAUUUUAAUAUCAGCUAGUACAGAAAUGACAAUGGCACCCACUACAGUGCUGGAUACAACAACAGAAACUACAAGUGAACCCCCAAUAUCACUAGCAACAACAAUAGAUAUUACAACAGAGACCAGUACAACAUCAACUACUAAAGAAAUAACAAUGGCACAAACUACAGUGCUGGAUACAACAACAGAAACUACAUCUGAACCCACUACAGCACCGAUACAGUCCACUGAAACAGAAACAACAAUGGCACCCAAUACAACACCCAGCAUAAUAGAAACUACAACAACAAUAACCUCUACUAUUACAGAAACUACAACAGAACCCACCACUACUACAGACACAAUUUCUGAACCAUCGAUAUCGCUAGCUCCUACAACAGUAAUUACUGAAAUAAUUACAUCAUCAGCUUCUAUAGAAACUACAAUAGCACCCACCACAUCAUUAGCUACUGACGCAGAAACUACAAGCGAGCCUCCAACAUCACUAGCAACAACGUUAGAUAUUACAACAGAGACUAUUUUAAUAUCAGCUAGUACAGAAACAACAAUGGCACCCACUACAGUGCUCGAUACGACAACAGAAACUACAUCUGAACCCACUACAGCACCAAUACAGUCCACUGGAACAGAAACAACAAUGGCACCCACUACAACAUUUAGCAUAACAGAAACUACAACUGAACAAACUGCAACUCUAAUAACCUCUACUGUUACAGAAACGACAACAGAACCCACCACGACUACAGAAACUAUUUCUGAAUCAUCUACAUCUUUAGCUCCCACAACAGUAAUUACUGAAAUAAUUACAUCAACUGCUACUAUAGAACCUACAAUAGCACCCACCACAUCACUGGCUACUACAACAGAAACUACAAGUGAGCCCCCAACAUCACUAGUAACAUCAAUAGCUAUUACAACUGAGACCAUUACAACAUCAGCUAGUACAGAAAUGACAAUGGCACCCACUACAGUGCUCGAUACGACAACAGAAACUACAUCUGAACCCACUACAGCACCAAUACAGUCCACUGAAACAGAAACAACAAUGGCACCCAAUACAACACCCAGCAUAAUAGAAACUACAACAACAAUAACCUCUACUAUUACAGAAAGUACAAGAGAACCCACCACUACUACAGACACAAUUUCUGAACCAUCGACAUCGCUAGCUGCUACAACAGUAAUUACUGAAAUAAUUACAUCAUCAGCUUCUAUAGAAACUACAAUAGCACCCACCACAUCACUGGCUACUACAACAGAAACUACAAGCGAGCCUCCAACAUCACUAGCAACAACAAUAGAUAUUACAACAGAGACUAUUUUAAUAUCAGCUAGUACAGAAACGACAAUGGCACCCACUACAGUGCUGGAUACGACAACAGAAACUACAUCUGAACCCACUACAGCACCAAUACAGUCCACUGAAGCAGAAACAACAAUGGAACCCACUACAACACUCAACAUAUUAGAACCUACAAAUGAACAAACUGCAACUCUAAUAACCUUUACUAUUACAGAAACGACAACAGAGCCCACCACUACUACAGAAACUAUUUUUGAAUCAUCUACAUCUUUAGCUCCCACAACAGUAAUUACUGAAAGAAUUACAACAUCAGCUAGUACAGAAAUGACAAUGGCACCCACUACAGUGCUGGAUACGACAACAGAAACUACAAGUGAACCCCCAAUAUCACUAGCAACAACAAUAGAUAUUACAACAGAGACUAUUACAACAUCAGCUACUAAAGAAAUAACAAUGGCACCCACUACAACACUCAACAUAACAGAAACUACAACUAAACCAACUGCAACUCUAAUAACCUCUUCUAUUAUAGAAAUGACAACAGAGCCCACUGCUACUACAGAAACUAUUUCUGAACCAUCUACAUCUUUAGCUCCCUCAACAGUAAUUACUAAAAGAAUUACAUCAUCUGCUCCAGAAACUACAAUAGCACCCACCACAUCACUAGCUACUGACACAGAAACUACAAGUGAGCCCCCAACAUCAUUAGCAACCACAAUAGAUAUUACAACAGAGACCAUUACAACAUCAGCUAGUACAGAAACGACAAUGGCACCCACUACAGUGCUAGGUACGGCAACAGAAACAACAUCUGAACCCACUUCAGCACCAAUACUGUCCACUGCAGCAGAAACCACAAUUGCACCCAAUACAAUACCCAGCAUAACAGAAACAACUGAACCUACUGCAACGGCAAUAACCUCUACUAUUACAGAAACUACAACAGAACCCACCACUACUGCAGAAACUAUUUCUGAAUCAUCUACAUCUUUAGCUCCCUCAACAGUAAUUCCUGAAAUAAUUACAUCAACAGCUACUAUAGAUACUACAAUAGCACCCACCACAUCACUGGCUACUACAACAGAAACUACAAGUGAGCCCACUACAGCACCAAUACUGUCCACUGCAGCAGAAACUACAAUGGCACCCACUACAACAUUUAGCAUAACAGAAACUACAACUGAACCAACUGCAACAACAAUAACUUCUACUAUUACAGAAACUACAACAGAACCCACCACUACUACAGAAACUAUUUCUGAAUCAUCUACAUCUUUAGCUCCCUCAAGAGUAAUUACUGAAAGAAUUACAUCAACAGCUUCUAUAGAAACUACAAUAGCACCCACCACAUCAUUAGCUACUGACACAGAAACUACAAGCGAGCCUCCAACAUCACUAGCAACAACGUUAGAUAUUACAACAGAGACUAUUUUAAUAUCAGCUAGUACAGAAACGACAAUGGCACCCACUACAGUGCUGGAUACGACAACAGAAACUACAUCUGAACCCACUACAGCACCAAUACAGUCCACUGAAGCAGAAACAACAAAGGCACCCACUACAACACUCAGCAUAUUAGAACCUACAACUGAACAAACUGCAACUCUAAUAACCUCUACUAUUACAGAAACAACAACAGAACCCACCACUACUACAGAAACUAUUUCUGAAUCAUCUACAUCUUUAGCUCCCUCAACAGUAAUUACUGAAAGAAUUACAUCAACAGCUACUAUAGAAACUACAAUAGCACCCACCACAUCACUGCCUACUACAACAGAAACUACAAGUGAGCCCCCAACAUCACUAGCAACAACAAUAGAUAUUACAACAGAGACUAUUUUAACAUCAGCUAGUACAGAAACUACAAUGGCACCCACUACAGUGCUCGAUACGACAACAGAAACUACAUCUGAACCCACUACAGCACCAAUACUGUCCACUGAAACAGAAACAACAAUGGCACCCACUACAACAUUUAGCAUAACAGAAACUACAACUGAACCAACUGCAACAACAAUAAGCUCUAGUUUGACAGAAACUAUAACAGAACCCACCACAUCACAAUAUACUACUACAGAAACUAUUUCUGAACCAUCUAAAUCUUUAGCUACUGCAACAGAAAUUACAUCUGAAACCAUUACAUCAGCUACUACAAAAACUACAAUAGCACCCACCACAUCACUAAAUACUACAACAGAAACUACAAUAGCACCCACCACAUCACUGGCUACUGACACAGAAACUACAAUUGAGCCCCCAACAUCACUAGCAACCACAAUAGAUAUUACAACAGAGACUAUUUUAACGUCAGCUACUACAGAAACUUCAAUAGCACCCACCACAUCACUGGUUACUACUACAGAAACUAAAGCUGAACAAUCUACAUCUUUAGCUACUACAACAAAAAAUACAACUGAAAAGAUUACAACAUCAACUACUACAGAAACUACAACACCACCUACUACAAGUGAAUCAACUUCUACACCAAUAGUAUCUAAUAUAACAGAAACUAUAAUGGAACCCACUGAAACAUUAACUACUAAAAAAUAUAUUACAAUUGAACCACCUACAUCACCAGCCAAUACAACAGAGAGUACAACCGAGUCCACAAAAAUUCCGAGUACUAUAAUGGAAUCUACAAUCGCACCCUCCACAACAAUAACUAGUACUAGACAAACUAUAACUGAUUCCCCUGUAACACCAUUAAUACCGACUAGAACAAAAUCGGAAGCAAUACCCAACUCAACACUUACUACUACAAUAGAAACUACAACUAAACCUUCUACAUCACUUGCUGCUACAACUGAAUUUACAGCUCAGUCCACCAUAAUGUUUGCAACUUCAACUGAGAGUACAUCUGUAUCCAAAGCAGCAGUGUUGACUACAACUAACAGGGCAACACAGGUCUCUACAACUCUAUCCACUAGAAAUGCAUCCACUACAACAGUAGAUUCUACACCAUACUCUACAGCUGCAACCACAACAACUCUGGCUACUACAAUAAAACAUACAGCUCAAUCACCUACAACACUGGCUACUACACCAGAAACUAUGAAUGCAUUCACUAUAACAGAAACUCCAACUGAGUCAACCACAAUGCCACAUAAUACAAUGGAAACUACAAAUGCAUCCACUACAACAUACACUGCAAUGGAAACUAUAGUGGGGCCCAUCACAACACUAACCUCUACAACAGAAGAUACAGCGGCAUUCACGACAACUAUAGCUCUUACAACAGAAACUUCAAGAGAAACAAAUUCUACAUCAGUACCCACCACAACACCCAACUCUACAGCUGCACCAACAACAAUGGACACUAUAAUAGAAUCCAUUACAACACUAUCUACUACAACAGAAACUACAGUGGCUCUCACCACAGCUACAGUUGCUACAACACAAACUGCAAGUGAAACAAAUUCUACGACUGGACCCACCACAACACUUGCUUCAACAUCCAACUUUACAGCUGCACCACUAACAAUGGCCACUACAACAGAAUCCAUUACAACACAGGUUACUACAACAAAAACUAAAGCUGAGUCCUCAGCAAUUUCACCUUAUACCACAAAUACUACAAUUGAGUCCCCUACAACUUUGGCUACUACAUCAGAAACCUCACCAGAACCCACUACAACAAAGUCUACAACAGCAGAAAAGACAACAGAUUCCAAUACAACACAGGCUACAACAAAAACUACACCUGAGUCCACAGCAGUUCCACAUGGUAUUGCAAAAACUACAACUGAGUUCUCUACAACACUGGAUAAUACAACAGGAAAUACAACUGCUGUUAACACAUUUUCUACAUCUACGUCCACUAGAGCAGCAGCAACUACUAUAACAACUACAGCUGAGCUCGGCACUGGCACCUUAUCACAUUCAACAAAUUCCUUACCGGCACCAAAUGCGACUUCUGUGAUCAAUACCAGCAUUAAAUUCAACAACACUACUAGAGGGAUAGAAACAACUUACUCCACUGCCUCACAGACAAGCACAGCAAGUGAGUAAUGCACCAUUGCAGUACAUUAAUCCAGUAUAUGUAUACGUUUAACCUUGUAAAGAUCCUAGUUAAACAUACCGUAUUUAUCGGCGUAUAACACGCACUUUUUCUCCCUGAAAAUAGGGGAGAAAUUGUGGGUGCGUGUUAUACGCCGGCCCUUUAAAUACUGCAGCCACCUGAGCGCUCUGUGAAGAGCGCUCAGGCGGCUGCAGUUGGUACUCACCUCCCCUGCAGCGUGGCCAAGCCGCUCUGCUGUCCGCGGUUGCCGGCCGGAGUGAUAGGAAGGUGCACGCUCAGUGUGCACCUUCCUGUCAGUCCGACCGGGUAUAGGAAACAGAAACUCCUGUUCCGCGCGGAAACGGAAAAGAAACGGGGGUAAGAAGUUCUUUAUUUAAAAUUUAAAGGACCACUCUAGGCACCCAGACCACUUCAGCUUUAUGAAGUGGUCUGGGUGCCAGGUCCCUCUAGGAUUAACCCUUUUUUUUAUAAACAUAGCAGUUUCAGAGAAACUGCUAUGUUUAUACUGAGGGUUAAUCCAGCCUCCAGAGCCUCUAGUGGCUGUCUCAUUGACAGCCGCUAGAGGCGCUUGCGUGCUUCUCACUGUGAAAAAUCACAGUGAGAGCACGCAAGCGUCCAUAGGAAAGCAUUGUAAAUGCUUUCCUAUGCGACCGGCUGAAUGCGCGUGCGCAUUCAGCCGAUGACGCCGCGAGCAAGGAGGAGAGGAGGAGUACAGCUCCCCGCCCGGCGCUGGAGAAAGGUAAGUGUUUAACCCCUUCCUCUCUCCAGAGCCCGGCGGGAGGGGGUCCCUGAGGGUGGGGGCACCCUCAGGGCACUAUAGUGCCAGGAAAACGAGUAUGUUUUCCUGGCACUAUAAUGGUCCUUUAAGUUUUUUUCCCAUGAAAUUUCCUUCUUAAAAUGAGGUGCGUGUUAUACGCCGAUAAAUACGGUAUCUAGCAUGAUCCUCUCUUAGAUGUUAUACUUCUUCGGCGGUUAUCUUUAAAGACUUUGGGCUUAAACAAUAGCUUUGGAUAUGUAUUUCACUUGGUGUACUUAACUGCACAGUGAACAUUUUAUAACCCCGGAGGGCUUGUUUACACAUUUGUUCUAUUCUGUUACUAACAAGUUCAUCGAACCCACCUCCAGCCCACCUACCUCUGCAGAGCUCUGAUCGCUGAGUAGGGGUUCUACCUGUCAACCCAGGUAGUCUACCUACAGCCAAUCACGGUGAUCUGAGAUCAAUGUUACAAUACUUGAGACAUUGUAUUAAUAGAGGGUUGUAGUUAAUGGAAUAUAUUCGAAGCUUGGACUUGUCACCAGUGGGGUACCUCAGAGAUCUGUACUUGGACCCAUUCUCUUUAAUAUUUUUAUUAGUGAUAUUGCAGAAGGUCUUGAUGGUAAGGUAUGUCUUUUUGCUGAUGAUACUAAGAUAUGUAACAGGGUUGAUGUUCCAGGAGGGAUAAGCCAAAUGGCAAAUGAUUUAGGUAAACUAGAAAAAUGAUCAGAAUUGUGGCAACUGACAUUUAAUGUGGAUAAGUGCAAGAUAAUGCAUCUUGGACAUAAAAACCCAAGGGCAGAGUACAGAAUAUUUGAUAGAGUCCUAACCUCAACAUAUAAGGGUGAUUAUUUCUGAUGCCUUAAAGGUAGGCAGACAAUGUAAUAGAGCAGCAGGAAAUGCUAGCAGAAUGCUUGGUGAGACCUCACUUGGAGUAUUGUACAGAGUACUGGAGACCGUAUCUUCAGAAGGAUAUUGAUACUUUAGAGAGAGUUCAGAGCUUACAUGCUAGAGGGAGUGGGGUAAAAUGACACAAAAAGGUAAGGAUAGUAUUAGACAAGUGACAGUUGCAGAAGAGGAAUCAGUCAGGAGCUAUUAACAAUUUAAUUGAUACGCUUUUAUGAAGAAGUGGGUUUUUAAUGAUUUUUUGAAGGAGUGGAGACUGGGUGAGCAUCUAACGGAGGAGGGAAGCGAGUUCCACAGGAACGGUGCAGCCCUCGAGAAAUCUUGAAGGCGAGCAUCAGAAGUGGGAGUACGGACAGAAGAUAGACGUAAGUCUUUAGCAGAUCGUAAGGGCCUAGACGGGGCCUAGAGAUUUGAAAGCAAGAACCAGAAUUUUAAAUUGAGCUCUAUUUUAUAGGAAGCCAAUGUAGGGACUGACAAAGAGGUGAGGGAUGGGAGGUGCGGGCGGACCGGAAGAUGAGCCUCGCCGCCGCAUUCAUUAUGGACUGUAACGGCGCAAGUUGGGAGCACGUAAGACCACAAGCCCCAGGCUCGAGGGAUAACCAUCUCCCGCUCUGGGAGAUAAAAACAGCACAACAAUUACAAACAGUAAGGCACAUUACAUACAUUGAGGAACUUAGGGGGCUCCACGUCCCGGGAAGGAAAUGGGCACACACAGGGAACAUACAUCUCUGCAUAGUCCCAGGUCCCAGCUAGGAUCCCUUCAAACAGUGGAGCUAUCGGAUGUACAGAUCCUGAGAAAUCAUUGUGUAGAUUCUGGGCUUGGGGCUCUGUACAUCCCCGAAAACAGUUCCACGGAAUAACUUGGUUUAGGUCGGUCAAUUCAAACUUCAUGCCUAAACCAAGCAGCGGCCAAUCAGGAUAUAGGCGCAAACCAAUUUGCAUCAAUUGGUGCUCAGGCAGGGGAGGCGUUCCACCAGCAAAUCGGGAAAAAGGGCCCGAAACCAAAUCGUGCCAAUCGGUGCUCGGAGCAGGGAGGUGUUUUGCCGGCCAAACAGGAGAAAGGGCGCAAAACCAGUUUGAAUGGUAGCCCUUCUACUAUUGGCCGGCAUGGACUUCUAGGCAGCUAGUAGGACCCUGCGGCUGUGAAGCCAACUCACAGUUAGAGGUAUUCUGCUGUGGCUCGCGUCUCUCUCUCCAGUGGAUAUCUCCACGAGAGAGCGCUCUUUGGGCAGCUAUGAGCCUGGACUCAUAGCUCCUGGAUAGGGAGCUCCUGCAGCUGCUGUCUGCCCUGCUAACAGCCUGGCUGCAGGCAGGAAGCUCCUGAAUCUCCUCCGGCCAGUGAUUAUGGCUCCUUUAGGAGCAGGUAGGGUGAUCCCCUGCAGGAAAAAAUGAUCUUUGUCUCCAAGGCACAAAAAUCCCGCCAACAUAGCCAGCCCCCAAAAGUGUCCCCACCAAAUUCAGGAACCCCACACCAGUACAUUUGCCUGUUCGUGAGGCUCUUGUGCGAACCCCAGGCAAGGGAAGCAUCUACUUUCGGGAUACGAAUGCGCCCCCUGGGUGGCGUUUGUCUAUACAACAUGGCGGCCACCCAGUGGAGCACUUAUUAAUUACUUCCCUUGCUGUUUCGCACUUAUGUUAGUGGUGUGAACGUUCUAAUUGAUUGGUGUGAACACUCUAAUGGGGCACCGGGGUGGUCCACAUUCGGGAGACGAAUGGGUUCUGUUCGGAUGAAUGCUCCCGAACGGAGAACAUGGCACCGCAUACGAAACACAUGGGGAAACACAUGAAUAAGCAGGGGGGCACAUGUGGGUAUGGCACUCAGUGACGGUGUUCCAUUACAAAAGGUAGACUGCUUUUCAAACAAAAUAUUCCAUUGAAGCAGACAAGAUAUUGCAUCAAAUUCUAUAAAUUAUGCAAAUCUACUACUAGGUAUACAUUGGGACCCUCCAGGAUGCUCUGAUUCUGUAAGCACACAUGGCAAGAUUGUGUGGGAACUAUUGAAUCACUCUGUGUACGACUUCUUACAUUAGUUUGAUAUUUGUGGAUUUCCCUGGCCUUGGAAAAUCACUUUGUCAAAUUUCCAGGUAUGAAGACUAAAAUGGUCAUGCCUUAUAUUUCAUACAGUAACUUUCCAAAUCCCCAUAAAACCUGUACAUGGGAGUACUGUUGUACUUGUGAGACAGCGCUGAACACAAAUAUGAGUGUUUUAAAGCAGUAAAAUGUAUAAUGAUGAUAUCAGUAAAAGUGUACUUCACACUGAGAACACUAGGUGGCAGUAAAGCUAUUUUUAUUGAUAAUCCAAAUUUUUAUUUUUUUUACUUGUAAUUUUUUAUCGAGAAAGAGCAAAAGGCACCAAUAUAUUUUGGAAUAAAUAAUUAAAUACAUUUUUAAAAAUCUGAAAACGUGCAUAUAAUAAUUACCUCAUCACAAAAAAAUUAUACAAAACAUUGUUCCAAUUUCCAAUUACAGUCGUGCUCAAAAAUUUUGCAUAUCCUUGGAGAAUUGGUAAUAUAUGUACCAUUUUUAAAGAAAUUCAUAUUCAGCUGUAGGUUAUAACAAAAUGGCGCAAUCAUAAAACAAAACAUGGCAACAAAGAAAACAAUAAAGUGACCCCUGUUCAAAAGUCUGCGUACCCUCCUUUCUCAAUACUGUGUAUUGCCCCCUUUAGCAUCAAUGACAGCGUGCAGUCUUUUGUAAUAGUUGUCUGAGGCCCUUAAUUCUUGCAGGUGGUAUAGCUGCCCAUUCAUCUCCUCCAGGUCAGGCAAAGCCUUUGGUCGUCUUACGUGAACCGCACGUUUGAAAUAUCCACAGAGUGGCUUGAUGAUUUUAAGGUCAGGAGACUGAGAUGGCCAUUCCAGAACCAUCACCUUUUUCUGAUGUAAUCACUGGAGGGUUAACUUGGCAUUAUGCUUAGGGUCAUUGUCAUGCUGGAAAGUCCAAGCGCAUCCCAUGCGCAGCCUUUAAUUUACACAAGAUUCCCCAUGCCUUUAAAGCUCACACACCCCAAAACAUCAGUGAGCCAUCAUCAUGCUUCACAGUGGGGAUGGUAUUAUUUUCACUUUAGGCAUGGUUGACCCCUCUCCAAAGAUAAUGCUUAUGGUUGUGCUCUGCUCCGGUCCUCCCGCCUCACCACCUGCUCCCUUGAUCCUAUUCCCUUGCAUCUUAUACAUACUCUGUUUCCUUCUCUUGUUUUGCCUCUCACUAAAAUUCUCAAUCUCUCCCUCGCCUCUGACAUAUUUUCAUCACCCUUCAAACAUGCAAAUGUAACCCUGAUUCUAAAAAAGCCCAACCUUGACCAUAACGCCCCGUCAAACUACCGCCCUAUCUUGCUACUGCCAUUCGCGUCCAAGAUCUUUGAAAGACUUGUGUAUGUGAGAUUGACAGACUUACUCCAGUCCAGCUCUCUGCUCGACCCACUUCAGUCUGGUUUCCACGCUCAGCACUCUGUGGAAACAGCUCUGACCAAAGUAUCAAACGAUCUGCUCGCUGCAAAAUCUCAUUGUCACUAUUCUAUCCUAAUUCUCCUUGACUUUCCGCUCCUUUUGAUACUGUUGAUUCUUCUCAUCCUCUGUAGUCUAGGUCUACGAGAUAUUGCUCUUUCCCUGUGCUCCUCCUACCUCUCCCACCACUCUUUUGGUGUUUCUUUUUCUGGCAACCCCUCUCUGUUGGUGUCCCCCAAGGUUCAGUCCUUGGUCCCCUACUGUUCUUGAUCAAUACUGCCUCCUUUUGUAAACUUAUCAGCUCCUUUGGCUUCCAAUAUCACUUCUAUGCGGAUGACACGCAAAUCUAUCUGUCCUCCUCUGAUCUCUCCUGCCCCUCUUGACUAGUGUUUCUGACUGCCUCUCUGCUAAUUCCAACUGGAUGGCUGCCCACUUCCUUAAGUUCAACUUGUCCAAAACACAACUUCUGGUCUUUCCUUCCUUAAGUGUUGCUACUCCUGUUUCUGUCUCCCUCCAUGUUAAUGGUGUAACCAUCAGCUCCACCACGCAGGCUCGCUGCCCAGGUGUUCUCUUUGACUCUGACCUUUACUUCACCCCUCAUGUCCAGUCGAUCGUCAAAUCCUGCCAUCUCAAAAACAUUGCGCGCAUCCACCCCUACUUAACGCAAGAUGCUGGUCAAUGCCACCUAAGGUGCUGGUCAAUGCCACUGUCCUCACUCGCCUUGACAACUGCAAUCCGCCUUUCAGUGGUCUUACGUGCUUCCAACUCCCCCCAUUGCAGUCUUUAAUGAAUGCGGUGGCGAGGAUCAUCUUCCUGUCCGCCCGCACCUCCCACACCUAACCCCUAUGUCAGUCCCUGCAUUGGCUUCCCGUAAGAUAUAGGGCCCAAUAUAAAAUUCUGGUUCUUGCUUUUAAAUGUCUACAUAAUGCUGCUCCCACCUUUCUAUCCUCCCUAAUACACAAGUAUGUCCCAUCUAGGCCACUACGCUCUGCCGAAGACCUGCAUCUUUCCUCUAUUCGUACUCCCACCUCUGAUGCUCCUCUCCAAGACUACUCUAGGGCUGCACCAUUACUGUGGAACUCCCUUCCCUUUUCUGUUAGAUGCACACCCAGUCUCCAUUCCUUCAAAAAAACAUUAAAAACUCACUUUUUCACAAAAGCAUAUCAAUUAAACUGUUAAUGGCUCCCAACUGAUUCAUCUCCUGCAACUGAAAAAAACUAAAAACCCCACACUAAGUCUUCAUUGAAUACUAUUCUACCAAUCUACUUCCCUAAUACUUUUAAUACCUUUUAUGUCACUAUACCCCACUCCCUCUAGCAAGAAAGCUCAUUGAGCAAGGCCCUCAACCCUUCUGUGUCUGUGCAUCAAGCUUGUCUGGUUACAAUUACAUGUUUAUUAGUCCACCCAUUGUAAAGCACUACAGAAUUUGUUGGCGCUAUAUAAAAAUAAUAAUAAUAAUAAUACAAUAAUAAUAAAGCUCUAUUUUGGUCUCAUCGCUCUAAAUUACACUGUGCCAGAAGCUGUGCGGCAUGUCAAUGUGUUGUCGAGCAUAUUGUAGCAUUUUUGUGGCAUUGGGGCUGUAAAGGCUUCUUUCUGGCAAUUCGGCAAUGCAGCUAAUUUUUGUUCGAGCAUCGUCGUAUUGUGCUCCUUGAAACAACCACACCGUCUUUUUCCAGAGCAGCCUGUAUUUCUCCUGAGGUUACCUGUGGGUUUUUCUUUGUAUCCCAAACAAUUCUUCUGGCAGUUGUGACUGAAAUCUUUCUUGCUCUACCUUAUCGUGGCUUGGUAUGAAGAGAUCCCUGAAUUUUCAACUUUUUAAUAAGUGAUUGAACAGUACUGACUGGCAUUUUCAAGGCUCUCAAAAUCUUUUUAUAUUCUUUUCCAUCUUUAUAAAGUUCCAUUACCUUGUUUCUCAGUUUUUUUGACAGUUAUUUUAUGCUCCUCAUGGCUCAGUAUCUAGCCUGCUCAGUGCAUCCACAUGAGAGCUAAAAAACGUAUUGACUAUUUAUACACCGAUACUAAUUGCAAUUUAAAAAAAAAUACAGGUGUGGGAAAUUAACAUUUAAUUGCCAUUUUAACCUUUGUGUGUCACUUUGUGUGCCAGGGCCAAACAUUCAAGGGUAUGUAAACCUUUAACCAAGGCUAUUUGGGUGAUUUCUGUCAUCAUUAUGAUUUAAAAAGGAGCCAAACAACUAUGUGAUAAGAAAUGGCUUCAUAUGAUCACUAUCCUUUAAUAAAAACAUUUUUUGCAUGAUGAGUCAUAUAUUUUAAAUCAAUGCCAAAAUUUCACAAUUUCUGCCAGGGUAUGCAAACUUUUGAGCAUAAAUGUAUAUUCUCUCUGGCUACAUCUCUUCACAUUAUUUCAGCUGCGAAAGAGACUUUAUAUCUGGGAGUCCAUUUAUACAAUAUAUAAUAGCAGCCUCUGAAACAGCAGGUUUAUGUAUUUAUUUAAAAGCGUAUCAUUAUUACAUAGACACCUUGUUAUAUUGUAAGAACAUCUUGCAUUAGUGGAGCUCUGUUAUAUAAGCUUAUCCAUUUAUGCAAGCUUUAUAUAUGAACUUCUCAUCACAUUGGAGCUCUGUUAUAUAGCAUACUGGAGCUCUAUUAUAUAGUGUGAACCUCUCAGCAUACUGGAGCUCUGUUAUAUAAGCUUCUCCAUUUAUGCAAGCUCUGUUAUGCUGUUAACAGUUUCUCACUUUAUGGGAGCUUUGUUAUAUAUGCCCUUCUCAUCAUGCUGGAGCUUUGCUAUAUAGUAUGAGCUUCUCACCAUAGCGGAGCUCUGUUGUAUUGUGCCAGCUUGUUGCUUUAUGGGUUCCAGGCCUGCUGAUGGAUGGCUAAGGCUCGUUUUUGGAGAGUGCAGCCCUAGAACGCUCUCAGAUUCGUGGUUAUGUUUGGUAGGAUCUGUAUGUUAGUAUAAUUGGGAUUAAUAUUUAUAAUCAUGUCUGUUUAUUUAUUAACAGCAACUGCAGUGCUUAACUUCAAAAUACAGAGCUCUGCCCUCGUCGAAGAAAAUGUGGAUGAUGUAAUAUAUGCCCUAUUAUAUAAGGUAAUUUUAAGAAUGUAAUGCUAAAUUAUAAUUAUUCAGCAAGCGAUAUAAGCACAUCUGGCAGGUUCAUUGAAGUGGUCUGGGUGCACUGUCCCAGGUCUCUUAACCCUGCAAUGGUAAUUAUUGCAUUUUUGAUAACCUUGGGAGGGAGCGAGGGAGGGAGGAGGGCACUAUCGGGAGCUAUAGUGACAGGAAAACAACUUAGUUUUUUUGGCACUAUAGUUAACCCUCUAAAGGGGAACUGUCAGUUACCAGGAUUUUAGAUAUUCAAUUUACUUAUACCUAUAUUUACUAUAUAUGCAUAUGAUCAGUGUGGAAAGUAAAACUAAAUGUAGAAAUCUGCACCUCUCUAUUCUGCACCUGGGCACCUCCAUCUUAGCUCCCUGUCAAUCAUUUUUAUAAACUCUGUAUUUUACAUCUGGAAGUCAGCAUAGAGAGAGCAGACAGAGAAGAGGAGAUGUUGAACAAUGUUACUCUACAUCCUCUUCAUUUAGUUUAAUGGAAUGGGCUUUCUCAGCGGAUCUUGCUCGAUUACUAGGAGGCUUGGAGGAUCUCCAACAGGGCUGUCAUGAUGAGCGGGUAUUCCCACCCAUUGUGUCACCUCCAUCUUCACGCACCCACUCCACCUGGAGCACAAUACUGCUCUACUAAAGCAAUAUCUGCAGUACUGGCUGAUGAUACUCCGUUAGAGUAGAUUCUGGAAUAAUGCCAAUUUGCCCACUGGAAUAAAUUGCAUAUACAGGAUUAAUAAUAUUAAUAAUGAUAAUAAUAAUGUCAUCCUUUCAGUACAAUAAUUGUCUUACAAUAGGAAGAAGGGACUCAGUAUUUCAUGAGGUGCAUGUUACAAUAAGGAAUGCUACAGGUCAUGCUGAUUAAAUUAGGUAAGAGUUAGUGUUAGGGCCUCUAGUGUUUGGUUAAAAUAAUUAUUUUCCGUAUUAUUUUAUGAUUCAUGUUUUGCUAGUUUUAUACUAAAGUUAGACAUUAUUAUGACUAUGUAUCAAAAUUCCUCUGUUUCCACAGACUUGCUCAAUUUUUAUUCUGGAACUCAACAGCAGGGAUGUGACUUUAACCUGGGGGACAAAUCGGACAUCAGUGAAUUGUGCCUCCAUGGGGAUCAUCUAAUCACUUAGAGAGACUCGGCGAGACAGUAAUAAUUUAUUUGCACUAUUUUUUUCACUACCCUGGGAGCGUCGCUAGUCAUUGGCCAAGGCCAAGUCAUUGACCUGGCACAGAAUCUAUCAGCCAGGGAAUUCUCUGUACCAGUGUGCAUAGAAUAGGGGUUAUAACUGCUAAAAUAAUGAACACGUGCUGGCGAGGAUAUUGCGUAUUACUAACUGUGAAGAGGACACAUUAACUUAUCUAAUUUAUAGAAAAUACAUUUAUAUUUUAUUAUACUAUUAAACUUUGUUACUAUACUGCUGCUAAUACAAGAAAUGGCUGUGUAACUAAGGUGGAAGAUACUAGUUAAACGUCUAUGAACAAGGUUUAAUGUAAUAUCUAUUUAAGUUCUGUAUAUAAAUUAGACUCAAUAAAAUGGUAUUGGGGUGGAAAUAGGUAUACAGAUCUAGGAGUUACUAUUUAACCAUAAUCAUUUGUUUCGUAUGUCUCUUCCAAAAAUGAGCCAUUGGCCACCAUCCUUCCCCUGAGGAGCUGUCUUCAGGCUGAGCUCUCAGUAUACCUUUACUGUUGUUACUUGUUUACUUUUUUGUCACUUGUGCAAAUACAAGGUUUUCUAACAUUCCAUUGAUAAAGACUAUAAAAGAACUGGGUGAAAUUAAUUGGAUUGGCAUUGUUGUGUCUCAUUAUUACAUAUAAACAUAGAAACAGAAUGUGACGACAGAUAAGAACCAUUCGGCCCAUCUAGUCUGCCCAAUUUUCUAAAUACUUUCAUUAGUCCCUUGCCUUAUCUUAUAGUUAGGAUAGCCUUACGCCUAUCCCACGCAUGCUUAACCUCCUUUACUGUGUUAACCUCUAC
Molecule: messenger RNA, 38190 nt
Organism: Pelobates cultripes (western spadefoot toad)
Lineage: Eukaryota; Metazoa; Chordata; Amphibia; Anura; Pelobatidae
Source: the annotation of a GenBank genome assembly